Dinoponera quadriceps is the source of this 576-nucleotide messenger RNA. Its product is annotated as NADH dehydrogenase [ubiquinone] 1 alpha subcomplex subunit 7-like. NCBI's taxonomy places the organism in Eukaryota, Metazoa, Arthropoda, Insecta, Hymenoptera, Formicidae. Gene Ontology annotation, cellular component: mitochondrial inner membrane. Gene Ontology annotation, biological process: mitochondrial electron transport, NADH to ubiquinone; ATP synthesis coupled electron transport. The transcript is spliced from 3 exons. The record is from RefSeq and is a predicted model, not a curated record. Bases 138 to 452 code for a protein of 104 amino acids.
UUUUUCAAGUAGUACAACAUGGCGACUAGUCAGCUUAUCGUUUUAUUUUCAAAUAGUGCAGCUGAGCGAUACAGGUCUGAGAGAUCUUCAGCUUAAUUGUUUUGUUUUUAGUAAAUCAGUCAGAUCACUGAUAGAGCAUGCCGGCCCCCCCGGUGGAACAUCGUUCGGUUACAUGGAUAUUAAAGCUGAUUCGCGAUAUCGGUCGAGGUAGACCAAUUGUGCUACCACAUAGAUAUGCUGAUGAUCAAUCUGAACGUACUCAACCACCACCGCAUAUACCAGGAGGUCCUUAUCAUAAAACUUCUCAAAUUUACUAUUACACUCACGAUGCGAGACGAGAAGUAAAACCACCAUUAGUAAUUAGCACAACAAAACAGAUUACAGCUAUAGAGAGUGCGCCCUCUACAGAAAAGAAAUAUUUUACUCCAGGAAAAAAUUACAGGUGGGAUUAAUACCAGUGUUAAACCAACAAUAGUGACUGCCAUAUUGCGAGUAAUUAGUGCAAUGUUGCCCAAUGAAAGAAUUGCUGUCUUAACCAUUAGUAUAUAGAAAAUAAACUAAGCUAUUUAAUGUAAA